Molecule: messenger RNA, 1826 nt
Organism: Quercus robur (English oak)
Lineage: Eukaryota; Viridiplantae; Streptophyta; Magnoliopsida; Fagales; Fagaceae
Product: malate dehydrogenase, cytoplasmic-like
Exons: 7
Coding region: 553-1656 (367 amino acids)
Biological process (GO): tricarboxylic acid cycle; malate metabolic process; oxaloacetate metabolic process
Molecular function (GO): L-malate dehydrogenase (NAD+) activity
Source: RefSeq, a predicted model, not a curated record
GUUACUGAGAAAAUCUGAGGGAGAGUGAGACUGAGGUCAUACUGUUUAUUUAAGUUUUAGAUUUUAGAAGGGUUUAGUGGUUAUUAGUGGGUUUAUUUAAUUUUAAAUUUUAGAUGGGUUUAGUGGCCAUUAGUGAAUUUCAUAACGUAAUUCUAUAUUCUUAUUUUUCUCCUUAGUUUGAUUCGAAAACAAACAGAUGGAUAGGUUAUUUUCUUUCACUGGGGAGAUCUCUUGUUAUACUUCUGCAUCUCUUAUGCAAGUUGCUUUGGCAUCUAAAAUUAAUGCCUUGUUGUAAAAGUAUCUUUUUAUAUGCUUUGCUUUCAUUCAUAUAUUUUUUAUUGAUGGAUCACACACACACACACAUAUAUAUGCGCUGCAAGUUAGGAUUGUUUUGUGAAGAAAUCUACCAAAAAACUGUUUAUUGAUCUGUUUGUUUUUGAGAAAAUGGAGUAUCUUGACUUGCUUAAGAAGGGCCUCAUUGUUUUAUUUUCUAUUGCUUUAUUUUGAAAGCUCAUUCCAUAUAUAGAACCGUUUUAGGAUCUGUUUGUUUUCAUGGAGUAUCUUGAAUUGCUUCUGAAGGGUCUCGUUGUUUUGUUUCCUAUUGCUUUCUGUUGGAUGCUUAUUACAUACAAGUGGAGCUUCCGGAAGAUAGAGAAGGAGCCAACGAAAGUAUUGGUCACUGGUGCUGCAGGGCAAAUAGGUUAUGCCAUCCUUCCAAUGAUUGCAAGGGGAGUCAUGUUGGGUCCUGAUCAGCCUGUGACUCUGCACUUGUUUGAUAAUAUCAAGCAGGCAGAUGAAGCCUUGAAUGGGAUAAAAAUGGAAUUGAUUGAUGCUGCCUUUCCUCUUCUAAAAGGUGUGAUUGCUACCACGGACAUUGUUGAAGCUUGUAAAGAUGUUGAUAUUGCUGUUAUGCUUGGUGGAUUCCCACGGAAGGAAGGUAUGGAAAGGACGGAUAUGAUGUCUAAAAAUGUGUCUAUGUACAUGGCUCAAGCUUUGGCCUUGGGCAAGCAUGCUGCUGCAGAUUGCAAGGUGCUAGUUUUUGCCAAGCCAUCAAACACCAAUGCACUCAUCUUGAAAGAAUUUGCUCCUUCAAUCUCAGAGAAAAACAUUACAUGCCUAACACGACUUGAUCAUAACAGAGCAUUGAGCCAAAUAGCUAAGAGGCUAAAGGUUCAUGCUAGUGAUGUCAAGAACAUAAUCAUUUGGGGCAAUCACUCUUCAACUCAUUAUCCAGACGUCAAUCAUGCGACUUUCACCACUAAAGAUGGAGAGAGACUAGUCCGAGAACAUGUUGCAGACAAUCAUUGGUUAAAAACCGAGUUCAUCAAAACCGUACAGCAUCGUGGUUUAGCCAUUAUCAAAGCUCGGAAAGCAUCAAGUGCAUUGUCUGCUGCAAGUGCUGCCUGUGAUCAUAUACGUGAUUGGGUUUUUGGGACUCCCAAGGGAACGUGGGUUUCCAUGGGAGUUUGUUCUGAUGGUUCUUAUGGGAUCGAACCUGGCCUUAUUUACUCUUUUCCUGUUAAAUGUGAGAAUGGAAAAUGGUCAAUUGUGCAGGGGCUCAAGAUCGAUGAGUUCUCAAGGGCAAAGAUGGAUGCAACGGCAAAAGAACUCAUCGAGGAAGCAUCAUUCGCCAAGUCAUGCCUCAAUGAACAAUGAACCCAUCUUCCCUUGGAGAAUGAAGAAGACUUGAUAAAUAUAUGAAAAUAAAAAAGGAUUUCCAAUUUCUAUUCUAACUUUAUGUACAAAUUUUAUCCAUCACUUGUAAGCUUUGGAACAAUAACAGAACAAGAUGAGCCAUUCUGAUUUAUCUUUUUUUCAUGUGUUAA